CGUGUGCUAUUACAUUUGCUAUAUUUAGCUCAGCUCCCCUUUUUUCCUUUAGCGGUUUGCCCUGGAAUGAUGGUGGCCGAACAUACCCCGUGUAUGUGAAGCUCUGGAUAGCCAGAAUCAAGGAACUAUAGAGGACCAAAACCAGCCCAGUGUGGCGUAGUGCCGGCGGACUGCAGCUGCUGUUGGAGAACAGAGGCAGCUGGUGGAAACGCAGACCUGAAAAUGUGUUUUAUUCUGGAGGAAAAGUCACAAAGCCACAGGCUGGUUAGUCGGGGGUUUUGUGGUUAGCAUGUAAUAGCUGCUUCCUCUCUGGCAUCGUUGAGCGGAACAGCUGUGCAGAUGUGGAGGCAGUCCAGAUCCCGUGUCACGAUGUAGAGGCGUUUUCUGGUAGGAACUGGUCCGCUGUUGUGAGGGGGGGCUGAUGGCGGGGUCAAAGCUGACCCUGGCUUUGGCCGUGGUCCUGGCUGUGCUGCUGACACCACCAGCUCGUGCUGCAUCCGAGAUGGACCCCUAUGAAAUAUUAGGUGUAACCAGGACUGCAAACCCAGCGGAGAUCAAAAAGGUUUACAAGCGACUUGCAAGAGAAUGGCAUCCUGACAAGAACAAAGAUCCAGCCGCUGAGGAUAUGUUCAUCAAGAUCACCAAAUCUUAUGAGAUCCUGUCCAGCGAGGAUAAACGGGCCAACUAUGACCGUUACGGGCAGACGGAUGACACCCAGCCGUACACCAGCGGGCAUUAUGGCCAUCGCCAUGACAGCUUCUACUUUGAUGAGUCCUUCUUUAACUUCCCGUUCAACAACAAGAACCAAAGAGACUUCGGAGACAACAAGUACACCCUUCACUUUAACCAGUACAUCAACGAUGUGGUUCCUGACAGCUACAAGAGGCCCUACCUGAUAAAGAUCACCUCUGAUUGGUGCUUCACCUGCAUCCACAUCGAGCCGGUGUGGAAAGAGGUGGUCCAGGAGAUGGAGAGUCUAGGUGUUGGGAUCGGUGUGGUGGAUGUUGGCUAUGAAAGACGGUUAGCCAAUCACCUCGGUGCUCACCGCACGCCAUCCAUACUUGGAGUCAUCAAUGGCAAAGUGACAUUCUUCCAUUAUGCUGUAGCAAAGGAACAUUUGAAGCAGUUUGUAGAAGACCUUCUUCCUCAGAGGCUGGUGGAACAGGUUAAUGAUAAGAAUGAUCAGCAGUUCUUGAACAGCUGGCAUGACCUCAACAAGCCCCACGUGCUUCUCUUUGACCAAGUUCCUGUUGUUCCCCUGCUGUACAAACUCACAGCCUUCGCUUAUAAAGACCAUCUGCAGUUUGGCUAUGUAGACCAGGGCCUCACAGAGACAGCCGAUCUGCAGAAACGCUUCAACAUCAACACUUACGCUCCCACCAUUCUGGUCUUCAAAGAGAACAUCGACAAGCCCGCCGACAUCAUACAGGCCAAAGGACUGAAAAAGCCAAUAGUUGACGAGUUCAUGUCCAACAAUAAGUUCCUGCUUGCACCUCGACUCGUCAACCAGAAGCUUUUCGAUGAACUGUGUCCUGUCAAGCAGUUUCAUAGACGCAGGAAGUACUGUGUUCUGCUGAUCACUGGGGACGAAGACACGUUUGCUUCUGGGAACCAGGAGUUUGUCUCCUUCGCAUCGACCAACACUAAGGAAGUUGUGCGGUUUGCUUAUGUGUACCAGCGGCUGCAGCAGCCUCUGUGUGACGUUCUCAUGCAGAGCAAAGACGGCUCACAGUCGACGCCGCAGGUGAUUAUCCUGGAGCGCCGGAACACCGCAGGGAAAGCUUUGUUCAAGCCGGUGACUCCCUGGAAUGGAAGGGAAGAAGAAAAGCAGCUUCUCCUGGAGGAGCUGGACCGACUCCAGAAGGACCCCUCCAUCCUCGUCCAUGAUGCUGUUCUGCCUGAACUCAACAAUGAAUUCGCCUCUAUGUUUGUGAUCCGGUGGAUCUACGCGUCAUACGAUUAUCUCUCUGAAGUCAUCGAUGAUAUUCUACAUAACAACUGGCGUGAGAUGAUGCCUCUUCUGUCCCUCAUCUUCUCUGCCUUGUUCAUCUUGUUUGGAACUGUGGUCAUCCAGGCCUUCAGUGAUUCGAGUGAUGAUCAGCAGGUGAAACUAAAGGGAAAAGAUGGUUCUAAAGCAGAAAACGGCUCCUCAAGUAGCACCUCAAGUCGUCCACCUAAAAAGAAUUUCGUGGAGGUGACGGAGCUGACGGACAUCACCUACAUGAGCAACUUGGUGAAACUGAGGCCCGGACACAUGAAUAUAGUUCUGGUGCUCACCGACGCCUCCAAAAACAUCCUCCUCAGCAAGUUUGCAAAAGAGGUCUACUCUUUCACGGGGAGCCUGACUCUACAUUUCUCCUUCCUGAACAUCGACAAGCACAGCGAGUGGAUGAACUCUCUGCUGGAGUACGUCCAGGACGCCAUGCAGAUCGACGCGGACGAGGAGGACGGCGCCAACCGCAAGGUGGACUACACCGGCCACGUGCUGGCUCUCAACGGCCACAAGAAGUACUUCUGUCUGUUCAAGCCCGUGUACACCGGGGAGGACGUGGACGCCAAACUCUCCGAGGAUGAAGGGGCGGCGUCAGGGGGGCGGUCCCGCUCCAGAUCGCGUGACGACCACCCCGCCCGUAAAUCCCGGCGCUCUCGCAGCACAUCCACCCUCCAGAUCCACCACAAACUGGACCGCCUGGGGCUGUGGAUGGAGAGACUCAUGGAGGGGACGCUACCCUGUUAUUACGUUCAGGCCUGGCCUGGAAUCGACAAGAUCACCUCCAGUAAAUAGACAGAGCCGUUUCCUAUUUAUGUCUGAAAGUGUUUCAUAAAUCCUGACAGAGGAAUCAACGUUUGAGAGGUAGAAAUUUCUGAUAUUUCAGAGCUUAAUGCAUGCUUGUGGGUAACGAUUAUCUACCGAGGCGCUCGCCGCUUCAGCCUUUUACAGCUAGAAUCACUGUGGCGCCUCUGCUCCUGCCUGUGCUGCUGUCACUUCCAGCGUCACUAAAGACAGAGUCGAUCCUUCACCUGUCAGAACAUUCAAAGCCUACAGGACGAAGAAACUGGAGUUUUAGCUGCUCGGCUGUUUAAAAAAAUGAAGCAGUGUCCUUCCUUUUUCCCCAUUUCUUCCUCACCUCCAAGCAGCUGACCUAAUUCCUGACGACAGGUUGCUGCUCUCCGCACAACGUCCUUCAACAUUUCAGAUUUCCACCAACAUGGUAGUAAAACCUCAAACUGUGAGUAUGGAUGCAUGAAACCAAACAUUUUUUGCCUUUUUCUGCAUCUCGGCUAAACUUUUCUCAAAGGUGAUUUUUCUUUCGUGCGGAUUUUCUUGUGCAAUACACUGUUGUCAUGACGACGCCUUUUUACUUUAAACCACACGGAGUGAAGCAAAAUAAAAGAUUAGGAAAUCAUCGGUCGUGCGUUCAACAAACUUCAGUAGCUUCAUGUAGCAAACUGUACAAACUUCUGCAGCCUGUGACCCGUCAGAACAUUUUAUAUCCACAACACAAAGUGGAAGAUUUCACUGCACUGAAUAUCCAUUUGUUGGUCAUUCUGGGUGUAGUUCUUUAGGAUGUUUAUUCCUUGGAAGGAUGUGAGUUUAUAAAAGAAAUGUUUCGUCUUUUUCCUCCAUUUAUGCUCUUGCUGGUUGUUUAUGUUUAAUAAAAGAAUAUCUUGUGAGAUGACUUUUACUUGA
Oryzias melastigma (Indian medaka) is the source of this 3691-nucleotide messenger RNA. RefSeq names its product dnaJ homolog subfamily C member 16. The record is from RefSeq and is a predicted model, not a curated record. The transcript is spliced from 14 exons. NCBI's taxonomy places the organism in Eukaryota, Metazoa, Chordata, Actinopteri, Beloniformes, Adrianichthyidae. Bases 422 to 2785 code for a protein of 787 amino acids.